Messenger RNA from Clupea harengus (Atlantic herring), 5745 nucleotides. RefSeq names its product DM1 protein kinase (gene dmpk). Lineage: Eukaryota; Metazoa; Chordata; Actinopteri; Clupeiformes; Clupeidae. Gene Ontology annotation, biological process: actomyosin structure organization; peptidyl-threonine phosphorylation. Gene Ontology annotation, molecular function: ATP binding; protein serine/threonine kinase activity. The record is from RefSeq and is a predicted model, not a curated record. The transcript is spliced from 14 exons. The coding region runs from base 758 to 2242 and encodes 494 amino acids. Gene Ontology annotation, cellular component: cytoplasm; cytoskeleton.
AGAGCAGAGUUUUGAAGGUGGAGAAUAGUUUCCGAGCGUCAGUUGCACCGUUGAUCUUGUAAUUGAAAAAAGUCUUCUUAGCAGCAGUGAUGCAGAGCAGAAGCAGAGUCCCCCUCCCCAUGACCCCAGUGUGCUCUGAUUGAUUAGCUGGGCGGGCAAAAAGGAUUGUGUUACGAGAUUGCGUCAUCUUGUAGCAAAGGAAAAGGGCUAGAAUCCAGUGGUCUGUGGUUCCCUCUGCCUUUUGACUUUGUCUGGUUUACCCAAGUUUGGGACCCCGGGCCACAACACCACACCAGGUGCCAAGAAAGUAAGACUAAAUAUCCAAAUGAAUACAAAUGAAUGACGUAAAAUGAUCAGUUGUUAAAAUAAGUGUUCAGUAUGUCAAAGUUAAGACCAUACAAGCUUACCACAAGGACCCUAUCAACCAGCCUUACCCUUCAAUGCUUAACUAAUGCAUGACUCAUGAUGAUUAAAUGCAUGAAUUAAUGUAAGAUGUUGUGCCUUUACAGAUCCUCCCAUCAUUCCAACUUCACUUUUCUAGUAGGGCUUUCUGAUAUAAAUUGGUCUCUUCUUGCACUCUCUGCUUUAAUUUCCCUUUCUUGAGCUUCUCUCAGAAAUCUUGAGGCAGGGGAUAAAAGGUAACUGCUAAUUUCCUCUUCAUAUCAAUGUUGUCUUCAUUAUUUGAAUCACCUUCUGUGUGGCUGCCACUUCAGCUGCUGCUCUUCCCUGCAGUGAGUUACGGGAAGAUUGUCUGGACAUGUUGGAAACAGACUUUGACUUUCUGGAGGGUACUGAGAUGAUGCUGGACACAGAGGUUUCAGACACUGACUCUGAAUCAGGCCAGGCUGAGCCACUGGUGAGGCAGGUGAAGAGGACACGAAUUCAAAGGGAUGACUUUGAGAUCCUGAAAGUGAUUGGCAGAGGGACCUUCAGUGAGGUGGCUGUGGCACGGAUGCGGAGAACACAGCAGGUUUACGCUCUGAAGAUAAUGAACAAGUGGGAUAUGCUGAAGCGAGGACAGACAGCUUGCUACCAAGAAGAGAGGGAGGUCCUUCUAAAGGGAGACCGAAAGUGGAUUACGGAACUGCACUAUGCUUUUCAAGAUGACAAUUAUCUUUAUCUUGUUAUGGAUUAUUAUGUUGGUGGUGACCUGUUGACCUUGCUCAGUAAGUUUGGAGAUCGUAUCCCAGAAGACAUGGCUCAGUUCUAUCUUGCUGAGAUGGUUAUGGCCAUAGACUCUAUCCACAGGCUUGGCUAUGUUCACAGAGAUGUCAAACCAGACAAUAUCCUGCUCACUGCAGAUGGCCACGUCAGGCUUGGGGACUUUGGAUCUUGUCUGAGGCUCCAGGAGGAUGGAAUGGUUCUCUCUUCCCUGGCCGUGGGAACCCCUGAUUACCUGUCUCCAGAGAUACUGCGUGCAGUGGAGGGUCUGGGUGGGGGGUAUGGUACAGAGUGUGACUGGUGGGCCCUGGGUGUGUGCGCUUAUGAAAUGUUGCUGGGGACGACACCUUUCUUUGCUGAGUCUAUCUCUGAGACAUACGCCAAGAUCAUCCACUUCCAGGAUUACUUUGAAUUCCCUUCAGCGGGUCCACAGAUUUCUCCAGAGGCCAGCUCUCUCAUAACAGGCUUGAUCUGUGAGAGGCAAGAGCGUCUGGGGACCAGAGGCUCUGUGGACCUGAGGGGGCAUCCCUUCUUCAGUGGGCUGGACUGGGGCCGUCUUCACCUCCUCCCAGCUCCAUUCCACCCAGAAGUCUCCAACCCCACUGAUACAUCCAACUUUGAUGUGCUUGAUGAUUGCCUUAGUGAAAUGGAAACUCUGUGUGAUGUCAUGGAUAGGGCACCUGUGGGUGUUCAUUUGGCCUUCGUUGGUUUUUCCUACACUGCUACGAGGGAGACAGGUGCUAUGGACCACAGUCACAAUAUCAUGAUGGAGAUUGACCACCACCAGGUAGAAGACUGUCACCAUUUCCAGGAGAAGGUGAUGUGGCAGCUUGGAGAACUCCCCUCAGCAGAGACGUCAGCGCCCCCUCUGGAGCACCCUCUGGCUCUGGGACUGACUCCUACAGAUGCACAAGAUGCUGAGAAGCACAGAGGAGCACAUAAGGAGGAGCUAAUCAGGAGGUUGCAGGAAGCAGAGCAGCGGACCUCACAGCUGGAGAGAGGGAUGACGAGGCUGCAUGAGGAGAUCCAGACGCUGAGGACUCAGAGAGAACAAGGUUCGCUGGCCACAGGUGAGGUGUGAGUCAUAUCUCCUGGCGUGUGCUAGGGGGAUGAGCUUCCAGCCUGGGAAUGUCACUGCCGGUCUGAAGCCUCCCGACCUAAAGCUUUCAUUCAGACACAACAAAGGUGAUGAUGACGCUCUUCGGCACCUUUCAAGGCUUUGCCAAUCACUGCUAAGCAGGCGAUACUAAGAGACCAACUUCAAACAGACAGAGCUGUAGUGGCACAUUUCUACAGAGGACAUGUGAGCACUGCAAUCAUUUUUGUGUGAGAAACUGCUGUUCCACUAUGUCCAUCGAAGUAUUUCUGCUUGGGUUUUUCAGUUGUGUCAAAAGACAGAUCUUGUCCAAACAUCUACAGUACUUCAUGUAAAAAAACAACAACAAAAACCCAGGAAACAAACAACGUAUUCACCCAAUCCGGGCGACCUUGAUCUAUUUUUAAUAGAGGCAUAAACAAGAGCCUUUAGUGGAGCUGGGAGUAAUUAAUGGGGUCUGGAUGGCUUGAGAAAAUCAAAACAGACAAACUUGAAGAUAUAAAAUGGUUGGUGACUAGAGCCCAAACAAUAUAAGAUUUUUAAGACCACUUUGAUUUUGAUAUUUAAUUAUUUUAAAAAACAAUAAUAAUAUAUCGGCUGAUAUUCAUUUUAACACAUAACAUAAACAAAUAAUUUUUCCCAAACAUUUAGUGUAGUGAUCGAAGAGUUCUGACCAAGAUAGGACAUAAUGUAGUUUAAAUAAUUAUCUGGAAACAAAGGCUCUACUUGAUGGACAAAAAUAUAUAAUAAAGUACAGGUAUUGUUUUUUAUGGUUGUUUGAUAGUUAUAAAUAUAUAAUAAAGUACAGGUAUUCUUUUUUAUUGUUGUUUGAUAGUUAUAAGCUCACACCUAAUUUUUCACAAUGACUAGCCUACUUUCCAUAUACUCACUUAUCCAGUUUAUUGCUUUUAAUUCUAUAGAAGUUACAACAAAACAUUUUUCAACCACCAUUUUGUCAAUUUAAACUAUGCGAUAGGUUGCUUUGAAUGAACACUGUUGUUAACACAUGCAACAAAAUUUGGGAGAUGUAUGAAGCCAAAACAGAGACCUUGAGUUUGGCAUUGAAAAAAACCCACUAAACUAGUUUCAAGUGUUCAAUUAGCGAUGAAAAUAUUUUUUUGUAGAUGAGAAGUGCCAUUGAACGGGCUGACAUGGGAUUUUCUCUUCCUUUUUUAAUAAUUCCAAUACAUCCGGCCACGCCCACGUUCAGAGACGCGCUGCCCAUUGGUUCUAUGCAAAUUAUGUAUUUCUUGUGCCUCCCAUCAAUCUCCUCCCGUUCCACGCCAAAACAGAGACAGUAAGUUCAAAUUGAAAAGUACCGACAACGAAAAAAAGACAUCAGAAUAAACAAAAAAAACAUAAAAAAUCUUUUCAGUUCCUAAAGUUAAUGUUAGUUAAUUAAAAGUUAAGUCAAUGCCAAACUGAAAGUCUCUGUUUUAGCUCCAUAGAGAUGGGCCAUGGAGAUGAAUCAACCCUCUCUGUCAUGUAUUUUUUUUCAAAGUGCUCACUUUUAUUGAGCUUACAAUUUGUAAUGCAUGACUGUAACUGCUGAAGUUUAAAUUGCGAGACUGAGAAACCGUGGCAUUAGCUUUGUGGCUAACUAACUUAACAAUGUAGUUUCUGUCAACAAUAUAGCCGGAAUAUGUUUGAGAUAUGAUGAGGGAGGAAAUUAUAGAAUAUCCGUUCUGUUACUACCACUACUGUUUCACAAAUAAACCAACAAACAAGUUAGCCGAUAACCUAUAAGUUAGCUGUUGUGUAUGUUAUGUAAGCUAUGUAAACUAUGAGGUAACUGGUACUGUACCAUGGAACUGUGCCUGACAGUAACACCAGUUAUAAGAGUGGGCCUGUUACACUGACACACAGUGUGGACUUCAUUUAUGUUACAGGAUACAUAAGCAAGUACAAGCAAGCAUCCUCUGGUGUUAAAGACAAUUUUUUAACAAAAAUAAAGCUGUGAAGAGAAUAAUUUGAAAUGGCAAAAAAAGGAACAAAACUUUCCUAGGCCACUAAGAACCGCAAGUGGACUAUUGAAGACGGGAAGAAAGUCUUGUAAAGAGAUGAAUGAAAAUCUUCACUUCAUCACACAGGGCUUUUGUACACCUUCAAGUGGGUGAAAAGAUUGUUUUUGAGCAUGUGCCAACUGUCGAACAUGAAGCAGGAGGCAUGAUGGUCUGGGACUCUUUUUUUAAAAUCUAGAGUCAAUGACUUGCACAGAGUGACUAGCACCCUACAGGUCUAGAGUCAAUGACUUGCACAGAGUGACUAGCACCCUACAGGUCUACCGCAUUUAGAUAAUGACCAAAACGGAACAGGACAUUGGAAUAGGACAGACUUGACAUUCCUUGCAUAAUGUUUUUUUCUUGUGGUUUUGAGGUUUUCUUGUGUAAGUAACUUCCCCAUGGUAUUACACACAAGUCAAUAAUGCAAUCACUUUAGCACAUUCUCAAACAUAUGACACAUUGUUACCGUAUAAUAAUUUGUACACAAAGUAAAAUUAGGGCUCCCAUUUUGAGUGGUGUAAACUCUGAGGAUCUUAAAGUUGAUCAACUGGUGGCUCAAAUUUUGGCUUUUAUUUCAUAAAAGAGAGCAUUGUUUGUUGUGGCACAUUGGUAGAGGGAUGUUAAAGAAGGGAGAACAAAACAAAUAUUAUUCUCAUGACUCCACCCCUGAUUUCUGUUUGUGUUCUUUAUUGUGAACUGUGAUUUUAUUUAUAGAGUUGCAUAUCCAGGCCACUAGAAGGUGCUUAAGGGAGUGAUGGGAAGUAGGCUUAACUGCAGAAUAAACCAUGCAGGGAACAGUUUGAUGUGAUCCGUUGAAUCCCAUCAUAUGUUCAUAAGAUCAUGUGUAUUCUUCAACCCAAUAUGCUAGCUUAGAAGCCAAUACAAUGUUAAAGAUGUUAAUGUUAAAGAGUUUUAUUGAAAUUAUGUAUUUCCUGUUAAACACGUGUUUGCUGGGAAAUGGCGCUAGGCACUAAGGCUAGGGGAUUAGCCCCGACCGUUGAGAAGUGACUGAAUCUCACUUCUACCAUGAUGAUGAAAUAAUGAGUUGCAUUUCAAACGAUGCCUAGACAUUCAAGUAGUAGGAUAACAGUCUAACAAUGGCUGUACAAGUAAUGAUGUUCUGAACAUAUAUUGUCAUAUGGACAACUAGCAUAGUCUCAUGCAUUAAAUGAAUAGGCCUACAGCUUAAGGACAAGAAGGGCCAUGUAUUAGUUAAGCAGGAUAAGCUGUAAUUACGGUGAACAUGGGUUAGCUUGUUAAUUGAUUUGAUGCAUUUCAUGUGUUAUGUUACUAACGUGCUUUGUUUAGAUGUGAUUUCAGAGUGAAUAUAGUUUAUCUUGCUGAUAGUGUGUUGUUUCGAAGAAUGUACCUAUCAUGUGUGCCCUGUUAAGCGAAUGACUCAGAACACCAGAUGCAUUUUUGGAAUUGAUUUAAUUCUUGUUGUGGUUAAUGUUUUAACAGAAUAAAGCAUGCAGAGAAAAUCCA